AAUGCUGCACUGCAACUGUUAUUUUGCUUAAAAAUCAAGCGAAUUGGUGAAUAAUUUUCACUCAAAUGAACCAAUUCGCUGCAAUGAACAACUGAACGAACACAAGCCAGCCAAGACCCGCCUACAUUUCUCUCCUUCUAGAACUAAGUUCGCCAACUUUCAACGCGUAAUGUGCGGCGCUUAACCAAAUGGGAUCUGUGGAUAAAUUAAUCAGCUGGAUCUGCCGGUUAACGGUUAUUACGGCUUUCUUCUUGAUUGGCUUUAUUAUUGGUUGGUUUGCUCGACCUACUACUGUCAAUCAUGGACAUGUAUCAAAAAGCUUCCUGCACGACUUUCUAGAUGAGAUGCAGGCAGAGAAUAUUAAACACCAUCUCAGGAAGUUCACAAGGCUGCCCCACCUGGCUGGAACGCAGCAGAAUCUGGAUCUGGCGGAGCAGAUCCGGGCCGAGUGGAUGGAGUUUGGGCUGGACUCAGUGGAGCUGGUGCCGUACGAUGUGUUGCUGUCAUACCCAAAUAAAACAAACCCCAAUUACAUCUCCAUAGUGGACCACCUGGGAAAUCAGAUCUUUAACACCUCUCUGGCUGAGCCGGUCCCUGAAGGUUAUGAAGAUGUUACCGAUAUCGUCCCUCCUUAUAGUGCUUUCUCUGCGAAAGGACAGCCAGAGGAUGAGCUGGUUUAUGUUAAUUACGGACGGACGGAGGAUUUCUUUAAGCUGCAGAGAGAGUUGGGAAUAAACUGUUCAGGAAAAAUUGUCAUAGCUAGAUAUGGCAAAAUCUUCCGUGGGAACAAGGUGAAGAACGCGAUCUUAGCGGGAGCUAAGGGGAUCGUGCUGUUCUCGGACCCUGCAGAUUACUGUGCGGAUGGCGUGGAGCCGUAUCCCGACGGCUGGAACCUGCCAGGAGGAGGCACUCAGAGAGGAAACGUGCUGAAUCUGAACGGGGCGGGAGACCCGCUCACACCUGGAUACCCUGCCAAAGAAUACACCUACAGAUCUAGUCUGGAGGAUGCAGUGGGGCUUCCCAAGAUUCCAGUGCAUCCCAUCGGAUAUCAUGAUGCGGUUCACUUGCUGCAGCAUAUGGGAGGGCCUCUUCCGCUGGAUAACUGGAAAGGUGCCCUUAAUGUCUCGUACCGAAUCGGACCGGGAUUCAUGGAUGGUUUUAAUCAGAAUAAAGUGCGUAUGAACAUCCACACAAACAAUCAGGUGACCCGUAUCUACAACGUGAUUGGCUGGAUCAGAGGAGCGGUGGAGCCAGACAGGUACGUGAUUCUGGGCGGUCAUCGUGAUGCUUGGGUGUUCGGAGGCAUCGAUCCGGUGUCAGGAGCUGCUGUGGUGCACGAGAGCGUGAGAGCAGCUGGAAAACUCAUGAAGAAAGGUUGGAGGCCGAGGAGAACGCUGAUCUUUGCCAGUUGGGACGCAGAAGAGUUUGGCCUGCUGGGAUCCACAGAAUGGGCAGAGGAUAAUGCUAGAGUCCUACAGGAGCGAGCCGUGGCUUACAUCAAUGCAGACUCUGCUAUUGAGGGUAUGUACACACUGAGAGUCGACUGCACUCCCUCUCUUCACACUCUGGUUUAUGACAUCACCAAAAAGGUUUGGAGUCCAGAGGAGGGAGAGGAGGGCAUGAGUUUGUAUCAGAGCUGGCAUAAACGAGACAACUCCACAGAAAGAAAUGCACCAUGGAUCAGUAAACUGGGCUCUGGUAGUGAUUUUGAAGCGUAUUUCAUCAGAUUAGGCAUUGCAUCUGGAAGGGCGAGAUACACCAAAAACCGAAAAACCGAGCGCUACAGCAGUUACCCCGUGUACCACAAUUCUCUCUUCUCUGCGGUCGAGAACUUCACGGUUGCGGCAGGAGAUUUUCAUCAGCGACUUGAUCAGCUUGACACCUCUAAUGCUCUGGCCGUGCGGAUGGUAAAUGAUCAGCUGAUGUAUUUAGAGAGAGCUUUUAUUGAUCCGCUGGGUUUGCCUGGGAGACCAUUUUACAGGCAUAUUAUUUUUGCGCCCAGCAGUCAUAAUAAAUACGCGGGUGAGUCUUUCCCAGGGAUUUAUGAUGCUUUGUUUGACAUUGAGAACGCGGUGGACCCGCAGAAGGCCUGGGACGAGGUCAAACGCCAAAUCAGCAUCGCCGCCUUCACUGUCAACGCCGCUGCCGAGACACUAAAGCCUUUCUAGACAGCCUUCCUUUACUUCUGGAUUUCAAAACAUGCCAUGGAUACAGGACUACAACAGUCAGAAAAAUAGUUAGUUAAUAUGUCAGUGUUUCCUCAAACGCAGCAACUACAAAGGACUUGACAUUCAGAUCUGGCUCUCAGAAGCGAGUAGAUACAUUUUUGAUAUUCAAGGAAUAGUUCACCCAAAAGUUACAAUUUGCUGAAAGUGUCCUC
Messenger RNA from Sinocyclocheilus grahami, 2380 nucleotides. RefSeq names its product glutamate carboxypeptidase 2-like. The record is from RefSeq and is a predicted model, not a curated record. NCBI's taxonomy places the organism in Eukaryota, Metazoa, Chordata, Actinopteri, Cypriniformes, Cyprinidae. The transcript has 19 exons. The coding region runs from base 189 to 2168 and encodes 659 amino acids. Gene Ontology annotation, molecular function: carboxypeptidase activity.